UCUUUCCUUUCAUUUUGUUUCUUCUUUUCUUUCCUCCUCUUUCCUUUCUUCUCCUCUCCUAUCCUCCCUCUCUUCUUCUUUCUUUUCUGCCUCUCCUUGAGACCCCAGAGGCCAUGACUUGCCUCCAAUCCUCCCAGGACAGCCUGGCAGGCAACGUCUGUGCCAUUGAGGGCUUGCCCCCUUUGCCCAAAGGGCUCAGUGGCAUCCUCAACUCCAGUGGGGGAUCCUGGCGCGAGAUCGAGAAGGUUUACACCAAGAAGACCCGCAUCCAAGACGACCUCAGCAAGUCCCAGCAAGCCGCCUCUUCCUCCUCGGCCUCUUCCUCCGAGAAGGUGCUGCUCCGGACCAAGCCGGCCAACCUGGACUCGGCCUUGGCUCUGCUCCGGAAGGAGAUGGUGGGUCUCCGGCAGCUGGACAUGUCGCUCCUGUGCCAGUUGUGGUCCUUGUACGAGUCCAUCCAGGAGUACAAGGGCCUCUUCCAAGACAUGUCCUCCUCUCUCCACUCCGAGGGAAGCCUGGCGGCCGAAAACGGCUUCUCGGACGAAGAGGAGGACUUCGAGGUGGACCACUUGAGCCCCGACGGCCACAAGGAGAACCCUUUGGGGCAGCGCCUCCGCUUGAUGCAGCCUCAAAACUCCCGGGAUCAAUGGCUGAAGGAUUCCUUCCACAUCACCAUCUGAGCUGGACGGGCGCCGCUGGGUUUGCUCCCUCGCGACGUUGGCAAAGAAACCUCCUUGAAAAGACUGUCCUUUUCUCUUCCGGGGAAAACGCAAGAUGGACGGACCGACGUUGGCCGCCGACGUCGGGGCCGUAAUGCUGGACCGACCCUUGAGCCGCACAAAACAAAACACAACGCAAGAGCGUUCGCAAGCAAAGCAACUUAUUUCAUGGACUGCUAUAAAACAAGUCACUUCUUUGCCAGAGAAGAAAGCGAUUCUGGGGGAUUCUGGGAGUCGCGGUCCAUAAACGAAGUCACUUUUUGGGCUCAGUCUCUGCAGAGAUUGCUGCAUGGAGACUUGGCACGGUUUUUGCGACUCUCCAUCCCAAAGAAAAAGAGGGGAAAAUACAUACAUACCCUAUAAAGUAACUUUCCCAGGGCUUGUGUGGUUUUACUACACGGAGAUUGGAGCAGGAUUUUGUUCCUUUGAAUCCCAUAAGCCUUUAUGUGUGGGCCUUUUCAGAAGCAAAGAGCAGCUCCUCCUGUCCUCCGGGGCAUAAAUAAUCCUGUUUGCACAAUGAGAAGCCAUUUUAGGACGCCUCUGCUCCAGAAUAAAGGAUGCAUUUUCAUAUGGGGAAAUGGAAGGAAGGGGAUAAUAAUAAUAUGCUCCCUCUUAUACUGAUAAGGAAUAGCUCCCACCAUUUUAGCAUUUGGGAAAGUGAGAUAAAGAAACCUAUUAUCCUGCUCUGUUUCCACCUCCCCAGCUUGCUUUCGGCAGUUUUUAUGGCCUGGUUUCAUACGGAUAGAAGGGCCAUUGCUUUAUGCUAGACCCCUUGCUUUGCACACAGAAGGUCCUGGGUUCAGAUCUCCCCAAACUGGGAAAGAUCCAUUUGCAACCUUGGAUGGAUAGUACAAAGUAGUUUGCAACAUCCCUGUUUAAACCAAGCCUUUCCUUGGAACUAUGAGGACUAGACUCUUAAAUUUAUUUAGAGGGGAAGGGCCAUAGUUCAGUGCAAGAUGCAUGCUUUGCAUGCAGACGGUGCCGGGUUUGGGUCCUGCAAUCUCCAGGUAGGGCUAAGGGGAAACCCCUGGCCACUAACCGGAUGCAAGGCUGAAAUGGGAACUACAAAGCCAGACCCCACUUUCCCCUGCCUUGUAUUUGGUCCCCGAUCCCACACUUUUUGUGGGGUUGUGUAGCCGGAUAGGAACUUGCGGUGGGCUUUUGCACGGAGACACUUCCUUGCUAGACUUUUCCCAGGCUGGAUGAAUCCUUAGUGCCUCGGCCGUCCUAUCCUAAGGCCUCUUUUGAAAUAUUUAAUGACGCGAGUUUUAAUUUUAUUUCGUAAGGUCCUAAUUGCAUUAACCGGGUGCCAAACCCGGAUGGCGAGUUAAUUUAUUUGGUUGGUGCUGCGGGACAUUUUCGAACUGGUUCCGUUGCGAUUUAACGGAGUGGAUCCAGGGAAUAAAGUGUCUCGGCUUUUUUAAACAGAGGGGAGUCUGCCUGAAAUGCUGUCCCACCACCAAGGGUUGUUGUGGUUGUUGUGGUUGUGGGCCUUGGAUGGCGACCCUAAGGAGAAUUUAUUAUGGGGUUGUCUUGGCAAGUUUCGUCAAAGGGGGUUUGCCAUUGCCACCCUCCGAGGCUGAGAGAGUGUGGCAUGACGAAGGACCCUGUUUCUAAAUUGUUA
This is a messenger RNA of Sceloporus undulatus (fence lizard), 2343 nucleotides long. RefSeq names its product family with sequence similarity 89 member B (gene FAM89B). The transcript is spliced from 2 exons. Bases 114 to 680 code for a protein of 188 amino acids. The record is from RefSeq and is a predicted model, not a curated record. Lineage: Eukaryota; Metazoa; Chordata; Lepidosauria; Squamata; Phrynosomatidae.